AUGCCGCUCACACCCCCUGCUCCUGCCCUUGGCUGCGAAUGCCGCCAAGCCGGGCCAGGCCGGACCGGGCCAGGAGGCGCCCGCAGCAGGGAGGCCCAGAGAGGCCCGGCUCCGCGGGGCCGGCGUGCGCGCGGGUCCCUUUUGCCGGGUGUCCUUCGGCCAGGCAGCGAGGUCAGGAGAGAGCCCAGCCUCCCAGCCUCUGGCCCUCCGCCCUGGCCACCCCCUGCAGCGGUCUCCACGCGUACCUGCGCGGGCCUCCCCGCCGGCCUCCCCACGAGGCACCGAAGGGCGCGGGCACAGGCGGGCGAGCGAGGGAGGUGGGAACUGUGGAAGUCCAAGGCCCAUCAGACCCACACCCAGGUCAGCGUCAAGGUCUCUUCCAAGGGCAUGGAGAUGGAAAUAGCAGAUGAGCCCAUUGUGAAUCUCGGACAGACCCUGGAGUGGCUGAGAAAGGAACUGUCUGAGAUGCGGGUCCAAGACCAGAGACCCCUGCUCACACUGAGGCAUCUCCACAGUAUCCUGGAGGAGCUGCGUACUGAGAGUACCCAUUGGGAGGACGCCUGGCCCAGUGGAACGCCCUCCCCUAUAAGAGCUCGAGCGGGCUCUGAAGGCAGGAACCACCAGCCUCCAUCCUUGGAAAGACUGGCCCAGCUCCUCCUCCGAGAAGAUAGCAGACGCAGCUCCCUCCCUUAA
Molecule: messenger RNA, 693 nt
Organism: Chrysochloris asiatica (Cape golden mole)
Lineage: Eukaryota; Metazoa; Chordata; Mammalia; Afrosoricida; Chrysochloridae
Product: chromosome unknown open reading frame, human C20orf202
Exons: 3
Coding region: 1-693 (230 amino acids)
Source: RefSeq, a predicted model, not a curated record